Ziziphus jujuba (common jujube) is the source of this 937-nucleotide messenger RNA. RefSeq lists its product as uncharacterized. NCBI's taxonomy places the organism in Eukaryota, Viridiplantae, Streptophyta, Magnoliopsida, Rosales, Rhamnaceae. Bases 133 to 723 code for a protein of 196 amino acids. The record is from RefSeq and is a predicted model, not a curated record. The transcript has a single exon.
AAAAUGGUAAAGCAGAAAACGAAAACAAACCACUACAGCCACACACUCAAAAAGCAACUGAAACUGGCAGAAGUGGAGAAAAUGGUCUGAGCUUAGCAGCGGUUUUGGUAGCAAUCAUCCAAAAAAAAAAAAAUGAAAAUGUUAACCUUUAGAUCUCAAUUCUACCAUUUAAGCUGCACUAAUUUUACCAAUUCUAGUUCAUGUCAUUCACUUUUGGUCCCCAUUUCAUACCUAAACCGCCCUGCGCAUUCAAAAAGUUCUGCAACCACUAAUCCAGGACAAGCCAUACGUUUCAUUGCAAAAUCUAAUGAUAUAAGCAAGCCUUUGGUACUAGAACUCAAACCCAAAUCCCAAAAUCCACCAAAGAAAGAGCUAUCCCAAUUCUUGACAGAUGGGAAUUCGAGGUGUUUGAUACUUGGAGCUGUUUCUGUAGGAUUGGUGCUGUUUCUAAUGGGGGCUGAUGACCAAAAAGCAUUAGCUUUUGGUCCUGAAGGUCCACUGGUUGAAGAGUUUUGGGACAAUGUGAGGAGGUAUGCGAUUUAUGCUCUAACAGUGAGUACAGGUGCUAUAUACACUAUCUUCCAGCCCAUACUCGAGUUGUUGAAGAACCCCAUCACUGCAAUUCUUAUAUUGACCAUUUUAGGAGGUGGGAUUUUCAUUGUUUCCCAAGUGCUUUCUGCUAUGGUUGGUUUCUCAGAUUUCUCUUAUGAUUAUGGUUAUUAGAUUGAUAGGUUUUCAUAUAUGCCAAAAAAAAAAAAAAAAGAGCUAGCUCCUUUUUCUGUCAUCUGGGAUUUUGAUAUCUUUUUAGUUCUAGCAUACUAAUUGAGGGCAGUCCGAAUAUUGUUCACUUAUCUUUUCAGCUUUAAGAUGUUAUGCUGAACCGUUAAUGUAAUUUCUGAGACGUUUAUUGCAAUCAAAUAUGCUUAAUUUCGGUGCA